CCAACAAAAGCCACUACCAACAACCAUGGCAAUGGCAACCUCACCUCACUCCCUCCUCCUCCAAAACCCACACCCCACUUUCCUCAAAAACCCCAAACUACCCUUCACCGCCCUCCCCAUGAUCUCCACCCGCCUCCCCUCCACCACCAUCUCCAUCAAAUGCGCCGCCGCCACCACCCCCCUCCAAGAUCUCCGCCCCAACAACCCCCCGGAGCCCCAAGACCGCGUCUUCAACUUCGCCGCCGGCCCCGCCAACCUCCCGGAGAACGUCCUCAAGAAAGCCCAGUCGGAGCUCUACAACUGGCGCGGAUCUGGCAUGUCCGUCAUGGAAAUGAGCCACCGCGGCAAAGAAUUCUCCUCCAUCAUCCAGAAAGCCGAGUCCGACCUCCGCACCCUCCUCACCAUCCCCCCGGAAUAUUCCGUCCUCUUCCUCCAGGGCGGCGCCACCACCCAGUUCGCCGCGAUCCCGCUCAACCUCUGCCGCCCCGACGACAAGGUCGAUUACUUGGUCACCGGAUCAUGGGGCGACAAGGCCGCCAAGGAGGCCCAAAAGUACUGCAAACCGCAGGUGAUCUGGUCCGGUAAGCCGGAGAAGUACACGAAAAUUCCGGCAUUUGAUGAGCUGGAGCAGAGUGGAGACGCAAAGUAUUUACAUAUAUGUGCAAAUGAGACCAUUCAUGGAGUUGAGUUCAAGGCGUAUCCAGCUCCGAAAAGUGGGCUGCUUAUUGCUGAUAUGUCGUCGAACUUCUGCUCCAAGCCGGUGGAUGUGUCGAGAUUCGGGAUCAUAUACGCGGGGGCGCAGAAGAAUGUAGGGCCUUCUGGGGUGACGAUUGUGAUUAUACGGAAGGAUUUGAUCGGAAAUGCGCAGGGGGUUACGCCAGUGAUGCUGGAUUAUAAGAUUCAUGACCAGAAUAAUUCGCUGUAUAAUACGCCGCCUUGCUUUGGGAUUUACAUGUGUGGGCUUGUGUUUGAGGAUUUGCUGGAGCAGGGCGGGUUGGUUGGGAUUGAGAAGAAGAACAAGAACAAGGCGGAGCUGCUGUACAAUGCCAUUGACGGGAGCAGUGGGUUUUACAGGUGCCCGGUGGAGGAGUCGGUGAGGUCGUUGAUGAAUGUGCCGUUUACGCUUGAGAAAUCGGAGCUGGAGGCUGAGUUUAUUAAGGAGGCGGCCAAGGAGAAGAUGGUGCAGCUCAAGGGGCAUAGGUCAGUGGGAGGAAUGAGGGCUUCGAUUUAUAAUGCUAUGCCUUUGGCUGGGGUGGAGAAGUUGGUUGCUUUCAUGAAGGACUUUCAGGCUAAGCAUGCUUGAUUUUGCUACGCUUUUAUCUAUUAUGCCCUCUUGCCAUGUCUACUAGGAUUGUAAGCUUCUGUUUUGUAUGCUUUUGGCCUUUGUUGUUUGCUCAUUACGAUUAUGUAAGGUGCAUUUUUGGAUGCAUGUUAUGAAGUGGAUAUCCCUUAAGUUUAGGGAGUUGGGCAGAUGUGCUAUGUAAGUUUUGUUGUCAUAAGAUGAGAGUAAUGAAUAACUCAGAUUUCUCAGAUUAAAUGGUA
Messenger RNA from Argentina anserina (silverweed cinquefoil), 1542 nucleotides. Its product is annotated as phosphoserine aminotransferase 2, chloroplastic-like. Gene Ontology annotation, cellular component: cytoplasm; chloroplast stroma. The record is from RefSeq and is a predicted model, not a curated record. The transcript has a single exon. Gene Ontology annotation, molecular function: O-phospho-L-serine:2-oxoglutarate transaminase activity; pyridoxal phosphate binding. The coding region runs from base 26 to 1303 and encodes 425 amino acids. Gene Ontology annotation, biological process: L-serine biosynthetic process. Lineage: Eukaryota; Viridiplantae; Streptophyta; Magnoliopsida; Rosales; Rosaceae.